GUAGACUCUCCCAGCAUCAUCACGUUCUCAUGGUUUUGAACGGGUACGAUACGCUUCCUCAGCAAUUACAAGGUAAUCGGCAGAGCAGACAACAUCUUCAGAGCAAUUUGUUGAUGUUUUAACUUUCCUUAGUGGGUUUAUUUGUAGAAGCAUAUCUGCCGACUUUGUUUGGGAAGUGAAUGUUGCUCCUGUACAGGUGAACGAGCGGACUACGCACAUAUAGUUUGAAUGGGUCUUGAAGAAGGACAAAUCUACGCCAAGAAAGCAAGUUUCCAAAAAAUUUCCUAAAAGAAGCACGGAGUAUUUCAUGGACUAUUUCAGAGAAUGCCGGUAGUCUAGUGCGGAAUAAAACUGAGAAAAUCAUUAAACAUACUGAGUGAUAAGCAGUAUUUCCAGAAUAUUUCGACUUUGUUACGGCUAGUGCUUUUGCACAAGAAGCUGCCCUGUCAUUGCAAUUUUGUUUUAAAUGUUUGCGAGUCAAGAUCACCCGACAAGAAACAUCCGCGGUUUGAAAGUUGGAACUUUUGAAGAAGAAAUGGAUCCUGUUCGUUCCUGGGUGCGGAAUGUCGGAGUUAUUGAUGCAAACAUAGCGGCACAGAGUGGAUUGGCUUUAUCCCGUGCUCACUUUGAAAAGCAGCCUCCCUCCAAUCUCAGAAAGUCCAACUUCUUCCAUUUUGUUCUGGCACUUUAUGACCGCAAUGGACAGCCUGUGGAAGUGGAGAGGACAGCAUUUGUUGACUUUGUGGAGCAGGAUAAGGAGCAGACGGGGGAAAAGACCAAUAAUGGAACUCACUACAAACUCCAGCUCCUCUAUAGUAAUGGUGUUCGCACAGAACAAGAUCUUUAUGCACGUCUCAUUGAUUCUGUCACUAAACAGCCUAUAUCAUAUGAGGGACAGAACAAGAAUCCAGAAAUGUGCCGUGUUCUGCUUACUCAUGAGGUCAUGUGCAGUCGCUGCUGUGAGAAAAAAAGCUGCGGCAAUCGUAAUGAGACACCAUCUGACCCUGUCAUCAUUGACAGAUUUUUCUUGAAGUUUUUCCUAAAGUGCAAUCAAAAUUGUCUGAAGACAGCAGGGAACCCCCGAGACAUGAGGAGAUUUCAGGUGGUUUUGUCGACCACAGUCAGUGUGGAUGGUCCUGUACUAGCCAUUUCUGAUAAUAUGUUUGUGCACAACAACUCCAAACAUGGACGUCGCUCUCGUAGAAUGGAUCCAAAUGAGACAGUGGAGACUAGCAUGGAAUAUGCUAUUCCCUGUAUCAAAGCCAUCAGCCCUAGUGAAGGUUGGACUACAGGUGGGGCUAUGGUAAUUGUGAUUGGGGAAAACUUCUUUGAUGGUCUGCAGGUGGUUUUCGGGAGCAUGCUCGUGUGGAGUGAGUUAAUCACUCCUCAUGCUAUCCGAGUUCAAACUCCUCCUCGACACAUACCAGGGGUUGUAGAAGUUACGCUAUCUUACAAAUCUAAGCAGUUCUGUAAAGGAGCUCCAGGGCGUUUUAUUUAUACAGCACUGAAUGAGCCAACUAUUGACUACGGCUUCCAGAGACUUCAAAAGCUGAUCCCUCGACAUCCUGGUGACCCAGACAAAUUGGCAAAGGAAAUGUUACUUAAAAGAGCAGCAGAUGUUGUUGAAUCACUCUAUGGAAAUACAACCAGCAAUCAGGACAUGUUGCUAAAACGGGCAGCAGACAUAGCCGAGGCUCUGUACAGCAUGCCACGACCUCACAGUCAGCUGCAGGCCAUGCCAAGUUCCCCUGUCCAUGGAAGCGUUAUGGGCCUCAGCUCUUAUCCCACCCAGCUGGGUGUAAGUAUGGGAGAACCUGUGCAAACCAGCAGCCAAGGUUAUACUCGAAACCCAAGCAGUUUGUCACCUCGGGGCUACCCUUCAGCAUCGACCCCUCAGCAGUCAGGUUAUGGAUCCAAUGUAGGCAUGAGUGCGAGUUACGGAGCAGUGCCCAUGAGUAGUCUGGGUGUUUCAGGGUCACCUGGCUUUAACAGUUCCUCACCAAACAGCUCUCCUUAUGCUAUCAUGCCAUCUAGCCCCACUGUACCUGGCUCCAGUUCUUCAUCUUCCCUUUUGCCCUUCACAUCUUUCCCAACCUCAAACAAACAAAAAAGUGCCUUUGCUCCUGUCCUGAGACCACAGGGUUCGCCAUCACCUGUUUGCCAAACCUCAGGAGGCUCCAGCUUUAGAGCAAUGACAGGCCUUGUGGUUCCCCCAAUGUAGAGGAUGAGUCUUUUCCAGUCAUAAAAUCUACAGUUAGUUGCUAGAACUGGACUGACAUCAAUGUUGUCUCCUUCAAACCACACUGAGUGAAAACGAUACAGUUGUAUAAUCUUCUGAUGAAGACCCAUCAAGAGUAUUAGAGACCACAACGACAUCUUCAAAAGAUUUUGGGAACCUUCUUAAAACAUGUCAACUCUAUGCACACUGGUUGCUUCUGAUUGUAAGAAGGUUGCCAAAGGGAUGGUGUUACUAAAAGUUUCUUCCAGCCAAAAAAAAGCCAAAGGAGGAAUAUUAUUUUUUUUAUUUUU
Molecule: messenger RNA, 2529 nt
Organism: Carassius carassius (crucian carp)
Lineage: Eukaryota; Metazoa; Chordata; Actinopteri; Cypriniformes; Cyprinidae
Gene: ebf2
Product: EBF transcription factor 2
Exons: 16
Coding region: 467-2221 (584 amino acids)
Biological process (GO): regulation of transcription by RNA polymerase II
Molecular function (GO): RNA polymerase II cis-regulatory region sequence-specific DNA binding; DNA-binding transcription factor activity, RNA polymerase II-specific
Source: RefSeq, a predicted model, not a curated record